CUGCGCGGCAGGCCUCGGCCGUCCCAAGAUGGCGACUCCCAUGCACCGGCUCAUAGCCCGGAGACAAGCUGAAGCAAAUAAACAACACGUAAGAUGUCAGAAAUGCUUGGAAUUUGGACAUUGGACUUAUGAAUGCACAGGAAAAAGAAAAUAUCUACAUAGGCCUUCAAGAACAGCAGAACUAAAGAAAGCUUUAAAAGAAAAAGAAAAUCGAUUAUUAUUACAGCAAAGCAUUGGAGAAACUAAUGUAGAAAGAAAGACCAAGAAAAAAAGGUCUAAGAGUGUAACUAGUUCCAGUAGCAAUAGCAGUGAUAGUUCAGCCAGUGAUUCUUCAUCAGAAAGUGAAGAAACAUCUACCUCAUCCUCCUCAGAGGACAGUGACACAGAUGAAAGCUCCUCCAGUUCGUCAUCUUCAGCCUCCUCCACGACCUCUUCCUCCUCCUCUGAUUCAGACUCAGACUACAGCUCUUCCAGUAGCAGCAGCACCAGCACAGAUAGCAGCUCUGAGGAUGAGCCACCAAAGAAGAAGAAAAAGAAAUAGAAUUGCUCUUUCCAUGCUGGACCAAUGAACUGAAAACAUCAAUGUGACUCUCAAUGGAAAAUUAGAAAAUAUUCAAGCAAAUAGCUUAACUAGUCAAAAUUUCUAGAGUUCAAAAGUUUCUAAGUGUUUUGUAUUGUAAGGGCAGAAAGAGUAUUAAUAAUGGAUUAUAUAUAUAAAGACUUAUUUUGGGGGUGAAUCUUGUUUAUCUCUGAAAGAUAUCUCUAUAACUUGAUCAAAGCUGAAAACUAGUAAAUCUGGUUUUUUUUGUGAUGAGACUCACUUUUUUCUCCUUGUAAAAUAAAUGUCAUACUGUGUUAAUGGUAUGUAUGGGACAGGUUUUCAGGAUAAUACAUCAGAAUAUCUGGCAGUGAAUUUCUAAUACUUGUGGCUGUGUUUAUUAUGUAAGACUUAAUACAUUGUCUCUAUAAGCUUAGGAAUUUUCCUACUGUUAAUAAAUAUGCUGUAUUUUUACAUUUAUGUUCAGAAAGUUAUUCUGACUUUUUGUUCUGAAUGUAUAAGUUCAGAGAACCUACUAAUAUAUGUAUAGAUCUCUUGAUUGCUACAAGUUUCAAGUUGUUGUGGUUUAUCAUUCAUUUCAUUUUGGUUCCUUAAGUUCUUAGAGUUACCCUUUUCUGAGGAAAAACAUCCUGGUGGAAUCUUAAAAAAGGAAAGAAAAUCUGAAACUACAGAGUCCAAUUUUGUUGCCUUUUUUAAAAAUUCAGUGCAUUGGAAAAGAAACAGCCAUGUGUAAAAGGCUAAAUAAAUAAAAGUGCUAUGAAUAUCUUUGUCUAUUAACAUGGAGUAAAAGAUACCAUUCAAAAUAGGGGAAGGCAGGAGGAAGACCAGUAAUUUUUACAGAAAAUUAGGGCAAUGCUGGUUGCCUUUUAUUAAAAUGAUAUUUAAUGCUUUCAAUAAAGAUUUCCUUUUGCUAUUUUUGAAGUUGUGGUGUGACAAUUUACAUGGUAUCUGGUCACACAUGAUCAUCUACCACAUAAAUGUAA
Castor canadensis (American beaver) is the source of this 1542-nucleotide messenger RNA. RefSeq names its product zinc finger CCHC-type containing 10 (gene Zcchc10). Gene Ontology annotation, molecular function: nucleic acid binding; zinc ion binding. The record is from RefSeq and is a predicted model, not a curated record. Lineage: Eukaryota; Metazoa; Chordata; Mammalia; Rodentia; Castoridae.